Messenger RNA from Zerene cesonia (dogface butterfly), 2012 nucleotides. RefSeq names its product probable tyrosyl-DNA phosphodiesterase (gene gkt). The coding region runs from base 130 to 1986 and encodes 618 amino acids. Gene Ontology annotation, biological process: single strand break repair; double-strand break repair. The record is from RefSeq and is a predicted model, not a curated record. The transcript has 14 exons. Lineage: Eukaryota; Metazoa; Arthropoda; Insecta; Lepidoptera; Pieridae. Gene Ontology annotation, molecular function: single-stranded DNA binding; 3'-tyrosyl-DNA phosphodiesterase activity; double-stranded DNA binding. Gene Ontology annotation, cellular component: nucleus.
AAUCAUGCUGUGUCGCCUGCCGUGUAUUCAAAACUUUUACAGUACAAAAUAAAUCAUAUUCUAAGCGGAUUUCUAAACUUUUAAGGUUUAAGAAGGAUAAAGAAUUUAAAUUAUUGUUUGAUAUUAAUAAUGAACCCGUCAAACAAACGUAUGAAUGCUAUAAAUGAUCCUCAAAGUUUGAAAAGGGUGAAAAAAGAAUGUACAUAUGGUGAAAAAUGUUACCGACUAAACCCAGCACAUUUUAGGGAAUUCAGCCAUCCCCACUUGGAAGAAAUACUAGACAGUUACAGCGGUAAUGGAGAUUUUGAUAUUCCACAAAAACUGGCACUGCAGAAGAGUCUGAUUAUAGAUCAGUUGAAUAUUAUAAUUGAGAAGCACUUAUACGUAGUAAGAGAGAAUAACGGAAAUAAUAGAGAAUCGGAACAAUCAAGCAGUACAAAGAAAGAAGAAACUAGUAAUUCACAGAUUAAAAAUGGUACUCAAAACGAAGGACAGACUGAAAAAAAAUCGAUUGUCAGUGAUCCACAGAUUAGUAAGGAAGAAGUGAAUAGAACAAAUGUAGAUUGUAUAAGAGAGAAAUCGGCGAUUCAACAAAAUAAAGUGAGAGAUUCCGAUUAUCGUCCAAUCGUACCGCCGACCCGCAGAUAUGAAGACUAUUUCAAAGUUUUCCCGCCAAAAGGCAAGAUGGCGGCGAAACACGACGCGAGCGCCCCCUACCAUAUUUUCUAUACAACUAUUACAGACGCUAAGGAAACUCACUCACAGGCGUAUUCAAUUACGUUUCAAGAAAUCCUCGACUCCAGUCUCGGAGAGCUGAAGUGCUCCCUGCAGAUUAAUUUCAUGGUGGACCCGAGCUGGUUGCUCGCCCAAUAUUACUUCGCUGGCUACAGCGCGAAAAAACUAACGAUACUCUACGGAGAAGACAGUCCCGAUAUGAAGACGUUGAGCAAGAAAAAACCCCACGUGGAAACACAUCUGGUUGCCAUGGCGACGCCGUUCGGUAAACACCACACUAAAAUGAUGGUGCUAUGCUACGAAGAUGGAUCCACACGGGUCGUUAUAUCAACGGCCAAUUUGUACAUCGACGACUGGGAGAACAGAACACAGGGGCUCUGGUUCAGCCCCCGCUGCCCCCAACUGCCCCCAGACGCGAUGCCCCACGAGGGGGAGUCCCCCACGAUGUUCAAGAGGUCGCUGAUACGCUACUUGGCCCACUACCACCUGCCGCAGUUGACAUUCUAUAUGGACAGGAUUAAGAGAUGCGAUUUCUCGCAUAUCAACGUGUUCCUAGUGGCCUCAGCGCCGGGGUCCCACUUCGAUAUGGACUGGGGUCUCACCCGAGUUGGCUCGCUGCUGAGACAGCACUGCCGCGUGCCCCCCGCUGAGAACAGUAGCUGGCCCCUGCUGGCCCAGGCGAGUAGCUUGGGCAGCUAUGGCAAGGAGCCUGGGCUGUGGCUGACGGGCGACUUCCUGCAUCACUUCACGAAGAUCAAGGAUCAUCCGCAGACCCUGUCCCCUCGUGCUGAAUUGAAAUUGAUAUAUCCUUCUUUGGAGAACGUACGACAGUCGCACGACGGUUUGCUCGGCGGCGGUUGCCUGCCGUACGCGGCCGACGCGCAUUCGAAACAGACGUGGCUCAACCAGUUUCUAUACCAGUGGCGCGCCGCAUCGUCUCACCGCAACAAAGCGAUGCCGCAUAUAAAAUCGUACACGCGCGUGUCGCCCGACAACAAAAUGGCCGCCUACUAUUUGCUCACUUCGGGCAACGUGAGCAAAGCGGCCUGGGGCACGAUAAAUAAGGGCAACAGGGCCCUGAGGGUCAUGAGCUACGAGGCUGGUGUGUUGCUGCUGCCCAAGUUUGUGAUAAACGAAGACUUUUUCCCCCUCACCGGAGACGCCAAGAAGAAACUCAUCAUACCGUAUGACAUACCGCCAACAAAGUACACAAGCGAUAUGUCCCCGUGGGUUUCGGAUUAUUUGUAUUGAUUUUAUAAGUGUAAAAUAAAUAAAUG